AAAGUAAAUUGAACCCCACAGUUGAUUGAAGUCCCAUUAUUGGUGUAGAUGAGAUAAUCCCAACAUUGAUGACUUGAGUGAAUGAUUGUUUUUUUAGACAAAUUGGAAUCUUUCUAUUAAAUAUAAUAUAAUAUAUACCCACGAAAGUCUUGAUUUUCGAGCCCCAAACAAAUUGUUUGUCAGAUUCUUGGAUUUUAAGAUAACUGUGGUGUCUGAGACAGCUUGCGUGCUUGACUAAUUUCACGGGAUACGUGUUACCUUCCACCGGCAAUAGAUACAAGGUGUACAAGGUGGAGAACCGUCAUUGGAACAUUCGUCUUUUGACUGAGUGGCACAACGGAGUGUGUUGGAACUGUUGUGUUAAUCUUAGUCUUUAUUAGUUCAAUUUAUGGGAAAAAAUGAAGAUGCGCCGUGCAUUAUGUAUUCAACGAUCUAGUGAAGCUCAACACAGUAACAUGGGUGUUUCUGGAGCUACGUCGACAUCUUCAAACCUCAUUCCCUCACAGGCAAUCCCGUCAGCAUCUAAGAGUCGAACAGUAGGGCAUCUAUUAUCUUUGACUUCUGGACCCCAUAAAGAUUUUAACUUUUGUUCUACCUCCUCUCAAGAAAGUAGGCAACAUAACUAUCCAUUUAUUUCAAGUGAAGCUUCUGCAGCAACCUGCCGAUCUUCACUCUCAAGUAUACAUUCGACAUCAUUUGAUAAUUGCCCCAUAGGGAACGACAGUAAUUCCACGGGCAAAGAUGCAUAUCAUGACUUAAUCAAUUUUCCUACGAACGAUCCUGUUCAGAAUGGCCAAGUCGAAAGCCUUGCAGUUGUCAUGCCAUCUGACGACCAGGCUAAGAGAUUUGAUUGGCAAGAGUGGGCUGAUCAGCUAAUUAAUGGCGAUGAUGAUGGUUUGGGUUCGAGUUGGAGCGAUAUUCUUGUUGAUAUCAAUCCUCCAGAAAUUAGGUUUCUGGAAACGUCUGAAGUCCUGGCUUGCGAAUCCCAUAUUCUUCCACCUCCUCCUUCUCCUGCUGCUGCCGCUGCUGCAUCGUCUGGGCAAAUUUGCCCAGUUGGUAGCCCAUCGUCUACCACAGCGCUGGCAAAGCCUCGCAUGCGUUGGACACCUGAACUUCACGAAGUCUUUGUAGAAGCCAUCAGUAAGCUUGGCGGUAGCGAAAAAGCUACACCAAAGGGAGUCUUGAAGAUCAUGAAUGUUGAAGGCCUAACCAUCUAUCAUGUCAAAAGCCACUUGCAGAAAUAUAGAACUGCCAGAUAUAAACCAGAACCCUCGGAAGGAACACCGGAAAAGAAGCCCACCAGUGUCAUAGAGAUGCCAUCGUUGGACCUGAAAAUGACUAUGGGAAUAACAGAAGCGCUGAGACUGCAGAUGGAAGUACAAAAGCAGCUUCAUGAACAACUUGAGAUCCAAAGAAAGUUGCAGUUGCGGAUUGAAGAACAAGGUAAAUACCUCGAAAUGAUGUUUGAGAGGACGAAGGACAUUGGGAAAGAUUUCAAGGUAUCAUCAUCAAUAACAGAUGAACAUCCUUCACCAUCAACCGAGACAAAGCAUUCGCCUCCCAACGACAAAUCAGAAGCACUCGAGAAAGAUCCUGUUAGUUUGAAUGAUCGUUCAAGUUCUGGAGGGAAAUCACCGGACAAGAAAGCUCGUGAAGAUCACGACACAGAUGGUACAGACUCGUGUUGUUCACCUCCGUCAAAACGAGCAAGAACUGAGGAAAGGUCAGCUGUUCAUGAAUCUUGAUAGACUCAUUUGUAAUAUGUAGCCCAGCAGGAUAGCUGAAAUGUGAAUUGUUGUCUCUGCAAAUAUUAUCGACUUGAUGAAAGCUUCCGGCUUGAAAAUAAUUGUCUUCUUUGGUUGUUUCA
Messenger RNA from Capsicum annuum, 1867 nucleotides. RefSeq names its product protein PHOSPHATE STARVATION RESPONSE 1. Gene Ontology annotation, molecular function: DNA-binding transcription factor activity; DNA binding. The coding region runs from base 399 to 1745 and encodes 448 amino acids. The record is from RefSeq and is a predicted model, not a curated record. The transcript is spliced from 9 exons. Lineage: Eukaryota; Viridiplantae; Streptophyta; Magnoliopsida; Solanales; Solanaceae.